Molecule: messenger RNA, 1150 nt
Organism: Symbiodinium pilosum
Lineage: Eukaryota; Dinophyceae; Suessiales; Symbiodiniaceae
Source: the annotation of a GenBank genome assembly
GUGAGGUCAGGGUGCGACAUGCAGAGAGUACAAGUCCUGCAUCCCGUGCAGGUGCCGCCGCUUCAAAAUGCCAGGCAGAUGAAUUCUGCGUACUGGCCACCGGUGCAGACCAUUGGGGCUAAGAAGACUCCAAGAUCGCGGUCUCCGCCAGAAGAUGUGAGGCUCUCAGACUUUGAGAUGAUGGAUGGGCAAGGAGGCCGUUCCUUGGGCAAAGGAUCCUUUGGUGUGGUACGGCGCAUCCGACGCAAGGGAACCGAUGAUGUCUAUGCACUCAAGACCAUGCAGAAAGCGGAGGUGGUCAACGGACAGCUGGUGGAGCAGGUGGAGAGAGAAAUUCAGGUCCAGCGGACUCUGAAGCAUGAGAAUGUGCUUCGACUCUACAAGCACUUCGAGGAUGAUGACACGGUGUACUUGCUGCUGGAGUACUGCGCGAAAGGGGAGCUCUAUCAGCUCCUACGGACACAGAAGGGCCGCAAGUUCAGUGAGCAGAUGUCAAAGCACUUCUUUGUUCAGUUGGUACGCGGGCUGAAGUACCUCCACUCGCACCAAAUUGUGCACAGAGACCUCAAGCCAGAGAACUUGCUGGUCACGCACGAUGACGUGCUGAAGAUCGGGGAUUUCGGAUGGUGUGCUGCGACGAAUGUUCUCCGGACCACGUUUUGUGGCACAAUGGACUACUUGGCACCAGAGAUGAUCCAGGGAAGCGGGCACAAUCACACCCUCGACAUUUGGAGCGUGGGCAUCCUGCUUUAUGAGAUGAUGGUUGGUCGCCCACCCUUCCAAAGCACCAACCACACGAUGUUGAUCGACAGGAUCCUGAAAAUCGCGAUCUUCUUUCCACCUGGCCUGCCUCCGUUGGUGGUGGACUUGGUGCGCCGGCUACUGAAGCGAGAUCCGGCACAGCGGUUGCCGCUAGAUCAGGUGCUGAGGCAUCCCUGGGUCGUUGGGGCAUCAGAUGGUGAGGCUGCCACACCGCCGUCUCGGGAUGCACCCCUGUCUAAGUCGCAGCAACUGCCUUCCCAGCCUGGGACACCGCCAUCGAGUGGGGCAGGCGCCAUGCCGCCGAACAAGCACUUACCUCUGCAGAAGAGUGGCCGAGUGCCUUCAUGCGAGAAGGUCCGGAGCAUGGCCUCGCCACGUCACCGAGCAG